Molecule: messenger RNA, 1809 nt
Organism: Chiloscyllium plagiosum (whitespotted bambooshark)
Lineage: Eukaryota; Metazoa; Chordata; Chondrichthyes; Orectolobiformes; Hemiscylliidae
Source: RefSeq, a predicted model, not a curated record
UCCUUUCCUCAGUCUUUCUAUCGGAAACAUUUCGAGACUGAAGAGGACCGGGUUAAUCAGCUGUUUUCUCAAGCUGAAGCAAAUGGAGUUCGUGUAGAAAAGAGGUCUGUCACCAUUCAGGAGAUCCAGCAGCACCUAUCUAAGGAGCACGUGAUCAUCGUCCUAGUGAAUGCAGUCCUGCUUGUCUGUGACCUCUGUUCAGCUCCGGUCAAGUUCUGUUGCCUCCUGCCCAUUGGACAGAAAUGUUUCUGCAGGAAGCCAGACUAUCAAGGCCAUUUCAUUGUGGUGUGUGGCUACAACAGGAACUCGGGCUGCAUCUUCUACAACAACCCAGCGUAUGCUGACAGAGUCUGCUGCACAACUGUAAGUAACUUCAAUGAGGCCCGCAUGAGCUAUGGGACAGAUGAAGACAUUCUGUUUGUUUACAAAGACAGCUGAUUACAGUAUUGCAGUGGAUGGCCCUAACAGCAUGUCAAACACAUACUACCUAAGGACGUGAGAUGGUGGCAUUGCAAUGCAUUCCUCACUUUGCACAGUGCGAAUCUGAUUUCUGUCACAGUACUGCACCUAUUCUCUCUCUUCGUUCCUGAUGGUUGCUGAUUGGACAGAACCCGUAUGUGACUCCUUUCAUUCUACAGUAAGCUUGCUGUGGAGUCUUCCUGGAAAAGUCGGGUUCUGGAGAAAAAUAACUUCUUCCAGCCUGGGAAGAUGGCCAUCCCAUCAGGUUUCCAUUGCCUGCUCCGCUUGAUGCUCACAAACCACUUAGAACUCAACUGGUUUUAAAUACCAGUCAAAACUGUAUGCUCCUAUAUUUUAGGCCUUCCUAUAGAACUGAGGAGAGCUUGAAUUCUUGUAAAUGCUUUGGGUUCAUCUGCCAAAAGUGCUGCUAUGUAAUUCUUUUCUUAGGGGUAGAAGGUGAGGACUAAUGGGCACAAAUGCUCUUGGAAUUCAAUACAGUACAGUCAUUUGUUGGUUGCUUUCUUUCUUUGCAUAGAUGACCUUGAGUCAGGCAGGGUCAAUCCCCUCUAGCUGUGAGGGUCACCAGCCUUGACAAGUCCAGCUGAGGCCAUGGGUAGGUUAAAAUGGGAGCUGGGCAUUGAGAAUGUAAAAGCCUUACCCUUCACUUUACAAGAUGGUACAGUCUAGGACCUGCACUGUGCUAGCAGCCCAUAACCCCAUUAGGAACCUGAACUGUAGAACAGUCUAUAGGUUGGUCUCAGUCUCUGGCAUGAGAGAGCAGAACCUAGUCAACUGAACCCACCUCUGCCUGGACUGAGACCUCUAUUGAUCUGCCUGUCAAAUAGGAUUAUGCACAAAAUGUUAAAUGGGAAACUGUUUCUGAAAGCUUUUUAAAAAGAAAUUAUGCUUGGCAAAGAAAUAUCUUUAAUUUUAUAAAGGAAGAUCUGUCACAACCAAUCUGCUUUGCAAACUUAGAUUAUUCGAAAGGUUAUCCGUGCCUCAAUGUAGAAACUUGUUGCACCUUAAAACAUCAAGGAUGCCAGUCCCUAAUGGUGAUUCACCACUAACUCCUCCUCCUACCACACCAAAUUUUUCGAUUUGAGUAAAUUUGCAUUCUAAGCCCCUUUUGGCUUAGUCCUUUGGUUCUAAAGCCUCAAGUGUGAAUUAUUCUUCGGGCACAUCAUUAACGCCGUGAACUGGUGAUAAAUCUGAACUUUAACCCCACAAGCCUGAGUUAUUGAUGCAGCUCAUUCACUCCCAUUUUUAGUUCACAGCAUUCUGUUUUCAACACAUUUGUAAUUGGGUUAAUUUGAAAUCAUUGCAUCUCAUUAAACGGUGAUUUGAUACAUA